This is a messenger RNA of Priapulus caudatus, 2917 nucleotides long. RefSeq names its product cytosolic Fe-S cluster assembly factor narfl-like. The record is from RefSeq and is a predicted model, not a curated record. Gene Ontology annotation, cellular component: cytosolic [4Fe-4S] assembly targeting complex. Lineage: Eukaryota; Metazoa; Priapulida; Priapulimorpha; Priapulimorphida; Priapulidae. Bases 228 to 1673 code for a protein of 481 amino acids. Gene Ontology annotation, biological process: iron-sulfur cluster assembly. The transcript has 11 exons. Gene Ontology annotation, molecular function: 4 iron, 4 sulfur cluster binding.
CUAUCAGUAUUUACAAUACUCAUAUAUCACAAUUAUUUGUUAGUAAGUGCAGAGAGACGACGAGUUGACUAUUUAGUCUUUGAAUUACAUAUGUGGCUGUGGCGCUGUGUUCUACGCCUCUAAGAGGAAGGAAAAUAUGAUGCAGAAUAAACCGCAAGCCGCAUACGUGAUUUUACUCGUCUGCUUUUGCGGUUUUUGUCUCACUAGGUGGCGCUGGAGUACACGUGAUGGCAUCUCAUUUCAGUGGCGCAUUACAGUUAACUGAUUUAGAUGAUUUUAUCACACCUUCACAAGAAUGCAUCAAACCAGUAAAGAUAGAGCGGCGUCCAGGAAAGACUGGUGCCAUCAAGUUGCAGACGGAUGGUACCUAUAUGCAGGUUGAUGAAGAGGCAGGCGUGGAAGUGAAGCUAGAGAAGGCAAAGAUCACGUUGAACGACUGUCUGGCAUGCAGUGGUUGCAUCACAUCAGCAGAGAGUGUCCUCAUCACACAGCAGAGUCAGGAGGAAUUGUACAGGGUUCUCUCUAAGAACCAAGAGAACAGAAAGUUUGGGAUUCACAAUGAGGUGUAUACAGUUGUCAUCUCAAUAUCUCCUCAAUCCCGGGCUUCGUUAGCAACCAAGUAUGGGUUGUCAGUCGUGGAGGCAGCAAGAAAGCUUACCGGAUUCUUCAAAAAACUAGGCUGUGACCAUGUGUUUGACACAACAUUUGCACGAGACUUCAGCUUAAUAGAAAGUCAACGAGAAUUCGUGCAACGCUACAGGAACAGGAACAAGGAAAACAAGUCACUUCCUAUGUUGGCAUCUGCCUGUCCAGGCUGGGUAUGUUAUGCAGAGAAGACUCAUGGCUCAUACAUCCUACCCUAUAUCAGUACAACAAAGUCACCACAACAAAUCAUGGGCUCUCUAGUGAAAGAUCACUUCAGUUCGAUGUUGGGGACAACGCCUGAGAGAAUAUUUCAUGUGACAGUGAUGCCGUGCUAUGAUAAGAAACUGGAAGCUUCUCGUGAAGACUUCUACAGUGAUGUAUAUAGAACUCGCGACGUCAACUGUGUGCUGUCAACGGGUGAGGUAGAUGCAAUGUCACAACAAGAGCAAAUCAAACUUAAUGAUGUAGAGUCGGUUGAGCUUGACAAUUGGUUCAACUGUCUGGACGGUGCAGACCUGGUAUCACAUGAUGGCGGCGGCUCGGGAGGCUACCUAGAGCAUGUCAUCAGAUACGCAGCCAAGGAGCUCUUUCAGCUUGAAUUUUCUGAGCUCAACUAUAAAACGCUCCGGAAUGAAGACUUCCGUGAAGUGACGGUGGAACAAGACGGCAAAAUUCUGCUUCGCUGUGCAUUGGCGUAUGGCUUCCGUAACAUUCAAAAUGUCGUACAGAAGUUGAAGAGGGGAAAGUGCGUGUACGACUUUAUCGAAGUCAUGGCUUGCCCUGUCGGGUGUCUCAAUGGAGGCGGCCAGAUUCGGCCACCAGAGGGAGUCACUGCUAAGGAGCUCCUUUCACAAGUGUCGGACGUGUAUGGGUCUGUGAACUCGAGAACACCAACGGAGAAUGCGGCAGUGGCAGCACUGUAUGGGGACUGGUUAGGAGGUGCAGACAGUGAGAAGUGUCACAACGCGCUUCAUACGAAUUACCACCAGGUGGAGAAAAUGGUUAAUGCACUGAAUAUCAAGUGGUAGUUGUAAACAUCCAGCUACUUAUUAGCACAUGUUAGAGAUAGGUGCCCUAUAUGUAUAUAUAUACAUAUAUAUAUAUAUAUAUAUAUUUAUGAUAUUCCAUGGAAUGACCAUUUUCUUAUGUUCGCAACAUAGACAUAACUACAUACAAUCAGAAGUAGAUAGUAGGGAUCCCCUAUUAUCUACUUCUGAUACAAUGCUUAGUUCAUUCACUAAUGUUGUAUUGCCAACAAGUUCGAGCGAUCUUCAGGAAACUUGUCAUCUUUGCAAUGUUUUGAAAGGAAUCGUUUCGAGGUGUGAACAUUGCUAAGGUGUAUUACAGAAAUGGAUAUAUAUCGUGGAAUGCUGGCCAUUACACAGGCAACUGGCUACAAAAGCUUAUAUUUAUUGUAUAUAUACCUCAUCGUCUUCGGGCUGAAGGGCUCAAAAACAACACGGGGGUAUAUAGAUCGCAUUGGCAUGCAUCAUUGCUGUGUUAUUUUGUGUAACGUAGGGGUAUUAUUAGUAGUGUUCAGUAUUAGAACUGAAAUGCGGUAACGCUGGUAUUUAUCAUUUUUAUACAUCUCUCUACCUGAAUUUCUUCGGGCCCAGGGGCUCAAGUACUGGAGGAGACAGAGGUAUAGUAGAUAUGGCACACCACAUACUACUACGUCAUAAAAGUUUUCUAGAUAGUGUAGAGCUCUAGCAUAGCAUAGCAUAUUGUGUAUAGCAAUUCUGGCAAAGUUAUAGUACGGCCAAUGAACCGAUGUAAACUGUAAUGCCAAAACAAAAUAUGUGUGGUUACCGUUACAUGCUGAAAAAAAAUAGGGUAGGUAGGUAGGGAAAACAUUUUAUUUUCUGGAAAUAUUUUAUGUACGAACAAUGUCCGAAGGAUGUGCGUUGUGUCUUUUGAAGCAGGAACUGUCCAAUUCAUAUUUUUAUUUUUUAUUUUUAUUUUUUUGACUUUAAAGAAAAUUGACAAUAAAAUGUUUAGGGUCGCUGCGAAUAAAUAGGGUCGGUCGGGAAACCGUAACCACACCUAUAUUUUGUUUUGGCCUAAUGAGAGAAUCGUUAUUCAUCCCAGAACGGUGCAGUGUGUAUAGGUGUGUGACAGUGAUGAUGAAGGUUAAUAUUUUAGAGGCUGUGCUUUGUUGGUGAUUCCAUCUAUGCAGAGCAGUCCAUUGUGCUUUAGUGAGAAGUGCGAGUUAUAGAAAUAAACCCCAUGUAAAUAACGCUGCAGUGAAUACAAUAUUGAUUACUAAACAUUA